AUGGAUCCUGGUCUACAAAUUGAUAUCAUCACAGAACUGGAUCUUGUGAAUACCACCCUUGGGGUAACACAAGUGUCAGGACUACACAAUACCAGCAAAGCAUUUUUAUUCCAAGAUAUGGAAAGAGAAAUCCAUGCAGCGCCCCAUGUGAGUGAGAAGUUAAUUCAGCUCUUCCGGAAUAAAAGUGAGUUCACGUUUCUGGCCACCCUGCAACAGAAGGCAUCGACUUCUGGAGUUAUACUGUCCAUCCGAGAGUUAGAGCACAGCUAUUUCGAACUGGAGAGCAGUGGCCUACGGGAUGAGAUUAGAUAUCACUACAGGUUUAAUGGGAAGUCAAGAACGGAGGUGUUCCCGUACCGUCUGGCAGAUGGGCAGUGGCAUAAGAUUGCCGUGUCAGUUAGUGCAUCCCACCUUCUGCUCCACGUGGACUGCAACAGGAUUUAUGAACGCAUCAUUGAUCCCCCAGAAACGAAUUUGACACCAGAAAGCAAUUUAUGGCUCGGACAGAGAAACAGGAAACAUGGUUUCUUUAAGGGUGUUAUUCAAGAUGUGAAAGUCAUCUUUAUACCUAAUGGAUACAUAAUGCAGUGUCCUAAUCUGAAUCGCACAUGCCCAACCUGCAGUGAUUUCUUAAGUCUGGUGCAAGGAAUCAUGGAUUUGCAAGAACUCCUGGCAAAAAUGACUGCAAAAUUAAAUUAUGCAGAAACAAGACUGAAUCAAUUGGAAGACUGUCAUUGUGAGAAGACAUGUCAAGUAAAUGGAUUGAUCUAUAGAGACAAAGACUCAUGGGUUGAAGAUGAUCACUGCAGGAAUUGCACAUGCAAAAGUGGAGUUGUGGAGUGCCGAAGGAUGUCCUGUCCCCCUCUCGAUUGUCCUCCUGAUGCUCUCCCAGUGCACGUGGAAGGCCAAUGCUGCAAAACAUGCAAGGCAAAGUGUAUCUAUGGAGGCAAAGUGCUAGCAGAAGGUCAACGAGUAUUAACCAAGAGCUGCAGGGAAUGUCGAAAUGGAGUUUUAGUAAAAGUAACAGAGACUUGUCCGCCGUUGAACUGCUCAGAAAAAGAUCAUGUUCUUCCAGAGAACCAGUGUUGCAGUGUUUGUAGAGAUAUUGACGAGUGCGCUGCCAAGAUGCAUUACUGUCACGCCAAUACUGUGUGCGUUAACUUGCCUGGAUCCUAUCGUUGUGACUGUGUCAUGGGAUAUGUCCGUGUGGAUGAUUUCUCCUGUACAGAGCAUGAUGAGUGUGGCAGCGAACAGCAUAACUGUGAUGAGAAUGCAAUCUGUACUAACACUGUCAGGGGACAUAGCUGCACCUGCAAACCUGGAUAUGUGGGGAAUGGGACCAUCUGCCGAGCAUUCUGUGAGGAGGGGUGCAGAUAUGGUGGAACUUGUGUAGCCCCUAACAAAUGUGUCUGCCCUUCUGGAUUCACAGGAAGUCAUUGUGAGCAAGAUAUUGAUGAGUGUGCAGAGGGGAUCAUUGAGUGUCACAACCAUUCACGCUGUGUUAACCUCCCAGGGUGGUACCACUGUGAGUGCAGAAGCGGUUUCCAUGACAAUGGAAGCUAUUCUCUUGCCGGGGAGUCCUGUGUUGAUAUUGAUGAGUGUGCCUUAAAGACCCACACCUGUUGGAACGAUUCAGCCUGUGUGAACCUGGCAGGAGGGUUUGACUGCCUGUGUCCAUCCGGACCGUCUUGCACUGGAGACUGUCCCCAUGAAGGCGGCUUCAAGCGGAAUGGGCAGGUGUGGACCCUGAGGGAGGACAGAUGCUCCGUUUGUUCCUGCAAGGAUGGGAGGAUUUUCUGCCGGAGGACAGCCUGUGACUGCGAGAACCCCAGAGCUGAUCUAUUCUGCUGCCCGGAGUGCGACACCCGUGUCACCAGCCAGUGCCUUGACCAAACUGGGCACAAGCUCUACCGCAGUGGGGACAACUGGACCUACAGCUGUCAGCAGUGCCGUUGCCUGGAAGGAGAGGUGGAUUGUUGGCCUCUUCUGUGCCCGAAUCUAAACUGCGAGUACACAGCCAUCUCAGAAGGAGAGUGCUGUCCCCACUGUGUCAGUGACCCCUGUCUGGCUGACAACAUCACCUACGACAUCAGGAAAACCUGUCUAGAUGGCUAUGGAAUCACAAGACUUAGCGGCGCUGUGUGGACAAUGGUGGGAUCUCCUUGCACUACCUGCAAAUGCAAGAAUGGGAAUGUCUGCUGCUCGGUGGAUUUAGAGUGUCUCAACAAUAACUGACGUAGUCAGACUGGACUGUGCCAAGGGAGGAAAACUGAUGAAGCUGACACCUGAAAUGAAGUCAUAUGCGUUGGCGUUUGACGCAACAGACAAUUACCAAAGUCUCCGCACGAGGAAGAUGUUUGGGAGUUGCCUUUGGGACCUAUCACUAUGCUCAUCCUUGCUAGCCUUGUCUGGGUGACUUACAGUACAGCGCAUAGAAGUCAAUGGUUGUUAAAAGUUUUCAGUGUUGUAAACGACACACUUUUCCUGUCAAGACAUUCGCAAAUAUGUUUAAAUUAUUUCAUGGGUAAACUAAUGCUGUAUUUUUGUUUCAAUUUGUGUAUUGACAACAUGAUAGAAUUCAACUCUUCUUACUUUGGAUCUAGAUUUUACAAAUAAGACAGCCUGUUGUGAUUUUGUCCCAUGAUCUCACAUACUUAGUUCCAAGGUCCCUGUCAGAUGUAUUUAUGAAAAUAUGUAUGUAUGUACAGUCAAAUUGCAUAGUACUUAUAUUUCACAGC
Molecule: messenger RNA, 2738 nt
Organism: Opisthocomus hoazin
Lineage: Eukaryota; Metazoa; Chordata; Aves; Opisthocomiformes; Opisthocomidae
Source: RefSeq, a predicted model, not a curated record